GUCAACCUCGUCGUGGCCUUGCAACUCAAUCCUUUCACCCUUCCCGGGGACCUAACUUAAGCUUGAAGACGUAGAAGAAUUGGCGACUUCCUUUAUUGUACCUAGCUUCAAUUCGCUUCUUUGUUUGUGACUUUGGCAAUCAGACCAAGUCUAAAAUGACAGCAUGAACUCGCGGGACCGAGCACUGUCUCCGGAAUACACCGAAUCACCGACGUCAACCACGACGACGACAAUAUAAUAAAAUUUCAUCAUCUCCCCCCUGUGAUCCCGGCCGUCGCAGCCAUGAAGCGCCAAGUCGUCGUCCCCCACCGCAAUGCGCUCCUCUUCUCGACCUCCCUCGCAACAACACUCCUCGUCCUGACGCUCGCCUUUGCGUCCAUAGCAAAUGCCUACACCGAAAUGUCCGAGGCCUUUCUGAAGGCGAUACCUCUCGACCAUGGCGACUUUGACAUACUCAAUCAGCGCGGCCUGCUGGCCCCCAUCCUGAUCCCCCGCGUUCCCGGCACGCCAGGCCAGGUGCAGGCCCAGCAGCACAUCACGUCCUUCUUUGCGCGCGAGCUGCCCAAAUGGAAUGUGUCGUGGCAGAACUCUACCGGUACGACUCCCGUCACGGGCAACAAGCAGGUGCCAUUCCAAAACAUUAUUGUGCGCCGAGAGCCGCCCUGGACAAAGCCUGGUCAGGCAAACUACCUGACGCUGGUGGCACACUACGACUCCAAGAUAUCACCAAAGGGCUUCAUUGGAGCUACCGACAGUGCGGUGCCGUGCGCCGUCCUCAUGUACGUGGCCAAGAGCAUCGACAAGUACCUCACACAGAUGCACGACGAGAUGGCCGCGCUGGGUGAGGGCGGUACCAUACCCCAGGAUAUGGCCGUCCAGCUGCUUUUCCUGGAUGGGGAGGAGGCGUUUGCGUCGUGGACGGAUACGGAUUCGGUCUAUGGUGCCAGGUCCCUGGCAAGCUUUUGGGAGCAGUCAGUCAACCCGGCCAUGUCAUCUUACAAAAACCCCCUCGACCAGAUUAGCAUCUUUGUGCUGCUGGACCUGCUUGGCUCGGCCAACCCGUCAGUGCCGUCUUACUUCCAGACGACACACUGGGCAUACAAACGCAUGGCGACGGCCGAGACGCGCAUGCGCGACUUCAGCAUGUUGGAGUCGGUUCCGGCCAAGCCCUUCUUUCCCGACGCUGGCAAGACCAAGUUUUCACCCGGCGGGAUUGGUGACGAUCACAUUCCCUUUUUAAAGAAGGGAGUAGAAGUUUUGCACGUCAUUCCCAGCCCGUUCCCGGACGUGUGGCAUCGCAUGGAGGAUGAUGGCGCACAUCUGGACAUGGCGACGGUUAGGGAUUGGGCGAGGAUUACCACGACAUUCGUGAUGGAGUGGCUGGACAUGAUGGAGGUUGCACCCCCAGGUGCAGAGGGCUAGACUACUUGAUGGGCUGGGCGACUUGUUUACGAUCAUUUACCAUGUUACUAAGGAGCUACUCGAAACGACUGAAGAUAUCUUUCUUUUUCGAGUUGUCGAAAGGCAAGGGAUGCCUACCUAUGAAGACCGCUAAUGUCUUGGGUGGCUGAACUGUAGAUGUCAGUUGGCUCGAGAAACAGCCGAUUGGCUGCUUGGACGGAUAUCUACAUUCAUUACGUUGUGAGGUAUUCAGUACCCAACGAGGCUAUACUGCCAAUGAGCUACAGUCUUUAGCUAGCAAACCAUGUAUAUUAUACCCCGACCCUCUCUGUAGCAGUUGCUGAGAGCACUUAAAUAUUAUUUGAUUGUACUGUAGCUAGCCGGCACAUAAUUCCACAGAUCUAUCCUCUCGAAUGCAUACCUAGACGGGACAAAUCACUUCCAAUUAAAGAACCAAGCGUUCUUGUGUGUAGGGCAGGACCAUGCGACAACAUAACUUUAUCCAGUCAACAAGUGGGAGGUUUUUGUCAU
Pyricularia grisea is the source of this 1932-nucleotide messenger RNA. RefSeq lists its product as uncharacterized. Gene Ontology annotation, molecular function: glutaminyl-peptide cyclotransferase activity; zinc ion binding. NCBI's taxonomy places the organism in Eukaryota, Fungi, Ascomycota, Sordariomycetes, Magnaporthales, Pyriculariaceae. The transcript has 3 exons. The record is from RefSeq and is a predicted model, not a curated record. Bases 283 to 1422 code for a protein of 379 amino acids.